CAGAAUGCUAAGUCCGCAGAAUCCACAAUCGACCGAGGCCGAGCUGAUCCCCAAGACCGACAACCGAUGCCGGUUUCGGCCCACGAUACUAUUAAAUGGGGUCUUGAACGAAGCAAUUGACUAUGCUGAUCUGAUCUAAUCUAAUCUGAUCUAACUCGACAUCGAGCCGCCUAGCUGUAGCUCCUAUGAUUGGUCUUGAAUCCUGGAUGAGACGAGAGAAGGCCCUUCCAGCACUAUAGGCAACCGUCAGGAUUUCGGAAAACUCGGACCAGCAUGUCCUUGGACGUGUCCGUAUCGACCAUGGCCGGCAGGGGUUCUUACGCCGUGUCGUGUAUAUAUAUAGCUGUCUUACCAUGUCUUUGGCGUGCUUCCUCGUUGGUGAGAGCUAUGCUGAUGAUAUAAGGUUCAUUUCUAUAUUACUUUGCUUAGGUCGCUAGAAAUAUAAAUCACAUAAGAUUCCACUCCAACAUGUUCAAGAAGACAUGGCUCGUAAUCAGGGCAGUGGGGAAUAUUGCCUCCUUCCUCGGCUACCUAGUCUCUCGCUCUGCGUGGCUUCGUAUGAGGCGCAUUCGCCACCGUCUCUCACCGCCUGCUUCUUCCAAAUCUGAAAAGCAUGAACUGCUCAGUAUCGUUGUCAUCGGAGCAUCAAUGGCGGGGUAUCACGCUGCCAAAUCGAUUGCUGAGUCCAUCCUCCCUGGUUUGCCCUACCGGGUCGUCGUCAUUGAGGCUCGCGACCGUUUCCACUUCACAUGGGUUCUGCCGCGAUUCUGUGUGGUAGAGGGACAUGAACACAAGGCAUUCAUCCCGUACGGUCCUUAUUUACGUCGAAUAUCCGAGCAUGCGUUGCGAUGGAUCCAAGGACGCGUUGUUCGCAUCACAAAAUAUAGCGUACGACUAAGCAGUGGCGAGGAGAUCCCCUACGAGUUCCUGGUAGUGGCAACAGGGGCAGGUGCCACAGAUUCAUUACCAAGCCGUGUACAAUCCGAUGAGAAAACUGAAGGCAUUCGGCAGCUGAAAGACAUUCAGCAGAAGAUAAAAGAGGCGAAGAGUCUGGUUGUAGUCGGUGGGGGCGCGGCUGGUGUCGAAUUGGCAACAGACGCGAAGUCAUACUACCCCGAGAAGACAGUGGUCUUGGUGCAUUCGAGGGACAGCGUCAUGCACCGGUUUGGGCGCAGGCUACAGAGAGCAGCGAUGGCGGGCUUGCAAGAGCUGGGAGUGGAAGUUAUUACAGACGACAGACUGAUAAGGGAGGAAAAAGAACGUGGCGUCGUGAUAUUGAAGAGUGGAAGGGAGGUUAAAUGCGAUUUUCUUGUCAAUUGUGCAGGCCAGAGGCCUAACUCCAUGCUCAUUCAGGAGUUAAGCCCAAAGUCUGUGACCCCUUCGGGUCACAUCCUUGUCGAACCCACGAUGCAGAUCUCUGACGGAUCGCUGUCCAAUGUCUAUGUAUGCGGUGAUGUUGCACAUAAUAGUACAUCGAACCCGAAUUCUAGAAGCGCCAGAGCUCAGGCUGCGGUUGUUGCCGACAAUGUGAUACUGGCUAUGGACGGACAUAAACCCACUAAAACGUAUAAGCCGCAAUGGCUAGAAGCCUUGAUCAAACUUACUCUAGGAUUGGAUAAGUCAGUCACACAUAUUGGCGACUUUGGCGGAACAGAGUUGCUCUUCUCGACUCAGGAAAAAGACCUUGCCCUAAUGUCGGGAGGAGCCUGGAAAUAUAUGGGCGCAACCCCCUUUCAGGACGAAAUAGAGACUCUUCAGCGAUUUGUCACCAAAGCGUGACCGUUUUUGUUAUCGGUCGUGCGUUAACUCGGACGUAUAUACUUACACCACACUGUCUCGCAUACUGAAUAGCCUUCGAAAAUACUGUCACCUUCUACAGGUCGUUCUAUAAUACCUACUGUUAGGAUUGUUGAGUUUUUGACAAAAGGGGUAAUGUAAUAUGAGGUGUAUGGAAUGGGAGAUUGACUGGCAUGAGAGGUUUUGUUUUGUUGUUAUAUUAUGAGAUUGACUAGCACAUGUCUAGAGCGGUUGCGAUGGUCAAGCUCACGAAUACGUGCCCAAUAGAAGAUGAGACAGAUAUAGUCAGAAGCUGUGAUGCCUUUAGGUAGGUGCUUUGUUAGCGAUUUUGUG
Molecule: messenger RNA, 2130 nt
Organism: Xylaria bambusicola
Lineage: Eukaryota; Fungi; Ascomycota; Sordariomycetes; Xylariales; Xylariaceae
Exons: 3
Coding region: 469-1779 (436 amino acids)
Cellular component (GO): cytoplasm
Molecular function (GO): flavin adenine dinucleotide binding; electron-transferring-flavoprotein dehydrogenase activity
Source: RefSeq, a predicted model, not a curated record